AUGAUCGCCCACGAUUUCAAGCUCAAAAACCGGGGAAGGGAGAUUGUGCGCAAGGAAGAAUGGCACCGGAAUGAUCUACCUUGUCGCAGCGAUAUGCACACUUAUCAUGUUCCAAUCAGCCUAUCUGGCCCCUUCAAGGCUGCCAUUGUGCGCAACAAGCCUCAACUACUCGGGCAGGAUAGGCUUGUGAUGACGCCUUUAUCAGGAUGA
Molecule: messenger RNA, 210 nt
Organism: Penicillium oxalicum
Lineage: Eukaryota; Fungi; Ascomycota; Eurotiomycetes; Eurotiales; Aspergillaceae
Exons: 2
Coding region: 1-210 (69 amino acids)
Source: RefSeq, a predicted model, not a curated record